GCACAUUCUUCGUUCGUGGUUAGGUGUUGGGGAAUUUCGGGGGGUUCUGUACUGUCGGGCAUCUCAUGAUGCGUUAUGGACCCAAGUAAUUAUUGGUGUGACUGAAUUGUAAACAUCAGAAUGAUGAAAUAUUCAACACGAAGACUUUGCGUUUGGGGUGGAUUGUUAGGAAUUGUGUACAUAACUUUUAUCUAUCGACAUAACAUUCUUGCAUACAGUGCCCUUGUUUAUUGGAAAGCAAAUUGGGGAGAACUGAAUACAGCAGCAUCUUUGCUUCAUCAUCAUAAGUUUGAUAAAACUAGAUUUGCAGAAGUUCGAAAGGACCUCAAGAAAUUUAUAAAUAUCCAAGAACCAGUGUUAUGUCAAGCAAACACAAAAAUAGGGUACAAGUAUUAUGGGAUAUAUUUUAAGGAAGAUGUGAAAAUAGAUGAAGUAAAACGAGGAUUGCUUGCCAAAACAUUCCCUCCAAAAAAAUCCAGAUUUUCCAAAUGUGCUAUUGUUGGGAAUGGUGGAAUCCUGAAGAACAGCAGUUGUGGUAAGGAAAUUGACAAGUCAGAUUUUGUUUUCAGGAUGAACAUGCCGCGAAUCCAAGAAUUUGUGAAUGAUGCAGGCAGAAAAACCAAUCUGACAAGUAUAGCUUGUUCUGCAAAGACAAUAUCUGACGAUGGCGAUCCAUGUGGUGCUUAUUAUUCGAAAGAAUUUCUCAAUAGUCUGAAAGAAUACAAUGGUUAUCUUUUGUGGGUGCCAAGUAGCUGGACCCAUGCUUCAUCAAUGAAAUCUGCGUUCACUUUUGCUGAACUAUUGCAAAAGAACUCAAAUCUGCAGCUGGUCUUGUCAAAUGCAGAAUAUUCACACAAAUUUUCUGAGUAUUGGCACAUAAAUGGUAAAAGUAUCUCCAGUGGAAUGACCAUGGUUAGUAUAGGACUUUCUUUUUGUGAAGAGAUACAUUUGUAUGGUUUCUGGCCGUUCCCAGUAGACACAAGUGGUAACUCACUUCCAAUGCAUUAUUCAGAAGAUAUUCCAUGGACAACAUAUCAGUGGACACAUGGAUUUUCUACAGAAUUUAGUUUAUUAACUGAACUUCAUCGUCAAGGUGUUCUUAAACUCCAUGUAGAAAACUGUGACUUAAAUAUUUGAAUUUGUGUGUAGUAAUAGACAUACUUAUUGACAGUGUGGAUUUCUAAAUGAACAUGACUAAUCUUGACUGUAGGCCAUGAAGUGUGUGGUUCAGCACUGAGCCUGUUGGACUUGACACAGUUGGAAAUGACAUAGUACUAGUAUCAUACUUGCAUGUAGGCAUUUGUGAUGUAUAGUGAGUAUAAAACACCACAAAUGUUCUAGGCUAAUUUUGGAAGAAAAUCUUGUGAAUUUGAAUGGGUAAUGAGAUAUUAGUUGAGUAGUGUAUAAAGAAUACAAAAUCUGCUUAUUCAGUCAAUGCCUCACUGCUCUUCCCUAAGAAGAGCCUGUUCAGCGCCGUCCGUAGCAACUAGCUUCCUGCCAUUUUGUUUUAUGUUCUUUGCCAUACACAUAACCAAUUCUGAUUGGUUGCUUGUUUCAUAGGUGCUUCCAAUCAGAUCUAUUUGAAUCAAAGGUCAAAUAUAUAGUCUCUAGUUAGGAAUAAUGGGGAGUUAAAGUCACAAGAUAUGUACUUAAUUUGGUAUGUUUAUUCAAGGCAGGAAUGGACAGAUGAAAUUUCACUUUAUGAUAUCCUGGUUACAAAUUCACUGAUUAAUGAGCGAGUUUUCAUCUUGUUUUUUUAAUAAAUGAGUAUAAAAAUU
Messenger RNA from Saccoglossus kowalevskii, 1778 nucleotides. RefSeq names its product alpha-2,8-sialyltransferase 8B-like. Gene Ontology annotation, biological process: N-glycan processing; oligosaccharide metabolic process. Lineage: Eukaryota; Metazoa; Hemichordata; Enteropneusta; Harrimaniidae. Gene Ontology annotation, molecular function: alpha-N-acetylneuraminate alpha-2,8-sialyltransferase activity. The record is from RefSeq and is a predicted model, not a curated record.